Messenger RNA from Cucumis sativus (cucumber), 1257 nucleotides. RefSeq names its product nuclear transcription factor Y subunit A-7. Lineage: Eukaryota; Viridiplantae; Streptophyta; Magnoliopsida; Cucurbitales; Cucurbitaceae. Gene Ontology annotation, biological process: regulation of transcription by RNA polymerase II. Bases 322 to 1116 code for a protein of 264 amino acids. Gene Ontology annotation, molecular function: RNA polymerase II cis-regulatory region sequence-specific DNA binding; DNA-binding transcription factor activity, RNA polymerase II-specific. The transcript is spliced from 6 exons. The record is from RefSeq and is a predicted model, not a curated record. Gene Ontology annotation, cellular component: CCAAT-binding factor complex.
UGUUACCUUUUUCUCCCCAAAGAAAAUUUUCUUUCAUUGGAAAUCUAGAAUUUUCUCCCAUCCCAAACACUCAUCAUCUCUUCUCUCUCCUCUUAACUCUGAGUUCUCUCCUUCCAUAUAAUUUAUUUGAGAGGUUGUAUUUGGUGAGUAGAUAUCUGUUGUGGGCUUUAGAAAUUUCGUUUUCUUUCUUAUAAUCCCAAAUUUUCUUGCACUCCAAACACUGUUUUGUGUUGGGAAAUUAUUUUCACUUUCUUUUGGGAUUCUUGCAUUUUCUCACACCCCAAACACUGAUCUUCUCUUCUCUCUACUAAAAUAGUGCAAAUGAUGAGCUCUGAAAUAGAAUGCAGAAACCAUCCAGAUUGUGACAAUCAGCAAAUCACAAACUACUCCACCAAUAAUUCUCAACCUUGUAGGUUGCACGGCUGCGUUCACGGCGUCAAUAGCACCACUGCCUUUAUGCCGAAAGAAGAAAAAAGAAAUUGGGCUUGGCCCAAGCCCUUGGUUGACAGUCAACCAGAGCACAAAACAAGCACUAAGGAAUUGCAUAUAACUUUGUCCGGUGUAGGACCAACACUACCAUAUAAGAGUAGAGAUGUAUCCACUGUUCUUCCAUUCAUGAAUAAUGAACACUACCAUGCUUCUACUUCUCAAUCAGAGCUUCUUUCCCUUUCAAUGACAGCCAAUACGUCCUAUGCAUACCACGACCCGUCCUAUGGAGGACUGCUGUCUCCAUUUGGAUUUCAAACAAUGCAUAAUUCAGACUAUAGUAGAAUGGCUUUGCCUUUAGCGAUGGCAGAAGAACCUGUUUACGUGAAUGCCAAGCAGUACCAUGGAAUUCUACGUCGACGACAAUCCCGAGCCAAGGCCGAAGUCGAAAAUAAAAUAUCCAGAUCACAAAGAAAGCCAUAUCUUCAUGAAUCGAGACACCUGCACGCCAUGAGAAGGGAAAGGGGAUGCGGAGGGCGUUUCUUGAGCAAAAACAAGAAGGCAGAAGCUUCGUCUUUGUUGGAUGAUGAUGAUGGGGAAGGCAGCAACAUUAGUUUAGGCUCUGAAUCAAUGUGCAAUGGCAGCAAGUGUUAUCAAGGAUCCCAACUACAUUUAUCUGCAUAUAUAUGAACGGUUAGGUGUUCCGGCUUUGAAAAUAACUUGUCCUUCCGUUCCUUCAGCUACAUGGAAAGAUAAACACUAAAUUAGGACUAAAAAAUAUAUAUUUUCUAUUAUUUGAUCUUUUCAGUUUAAGAGUUUUUCUUUUUUCUU